AUGUGUGACGCGCCGAUUAUCUACAUGGACGGAACAUUCAGGGUGGUACCCACCCUGUUUACGCAGCUAUACUACACGCUUCACGGUGAAUUCAAAGGCGCGAUAAUUCCCUUUGCAUACUUCCUCUUGCCGGAUAAGCGUAAAGAGACUUAUAUUAGGAUGUUCGAUCUCCUAACGAAGAAAGCCAUCGAAAUCGGCAGGGCUUUUUGCCCCCAAACAAUUCAAGUGUAUUACGAGGUUGCGACCCUGGGAGCCAUCGGAGAAAUGUUCCCGGUGACCGAUAGAACAGGUUGUCUGUUCUACUUCAGCCAAUGUUUGAGGCGAAAGGUCCAGAACCUCGGACUGGUCACUCAUUACGCCGACCCCAGUGUGAGACGCUUCCUGAAAUCUAUAGCAGCGAUGGCUUUGGUUCCUGCGGAUCGUAUGAGAGAUGCAUGGCUCGAGUUCAAUGCUGAGGCGCCAGGUCCUGACAACCCAGCCUAUCAGCGACUAGAGGAGUUCAAGCUCUAUUUCAUCAGGACUUGGCUUGAAAAUGCGUCUGUCUCCCCCUGUGCGUCUGGCCCGCGAACUACGAACCAUUUGGAAGGAUGGCACCAUGCGCUGAAUCAGACCGUGAAAAAGCGCCACUUGAAUUCGUUCGAGAUGGUUGCGCACCUACAGAAGCAGGAAGAGAAGUUCAGACUCAACAUGAUGAUGCUCCGCAUGGGGAAACCUGCCCCCAGCCAAAGAAAAACUAUAGGGUUCUCAAUGAGAAUUUGGUAG
This is a messenger RNA of Galendromus occidentalis (western predatory mite), 762 nucleotides long. RefSeq lists its product as uncharacterized. Bases 1 to 762 code for a protein of 253 amino acids. The record is from RefSeq and is a predicted model, not a curated record. NCBI's taxonomy places the organism in Eukaryota, Metazoa, Arthropoda, Arachnida, Mesostigmata, Phytoseiidae. The transcript has a single exon.